This is a messenger RNA of Selaginella moellendorffii, 2399 nucleotides long. Its product is annotated as fatty acid amide hydrolase. The record is from RefSeq and is a predicted model, not a curated record. Gene Ontology annotation, molecular function: N-(long-chain-acyl)ethanolamine deacylase activity. Gene Ontology annotation, biological process: N-acylethanolamine metabolic process. Gene Ontology annotation, cellular component: membrane. The transcript has 21 exons. Bases 36 to 1838 code for a protein of 600 amino acids. Lineage: Eukaryota; Viridiplantae; Streptophyta; Lycopodiopsida; Selaginellales; Selaginellaceae.
CUCGGUGUGGCGACCUGUUCGCUUGAUUCAAAUCAAUGGGCGUCAAGAAGAGCAUGCUACCAGUGGAGGAGGUUUUGAAAGGAGCCAUUGAAUAUGUACCCCUGCGCGUUGGAGCUCCACGUUCGUCUGGGAUGCCCCUGCGGAUAUUUGCAUGGGUUGUAGAGUCGCAACUGAUCGGGAAGGUUGUACUAGCCUACUUCAUGCGACUCAAUCGCUUGCCUCAGAUGCUUUGCGACACUGCAAUUCCAGAUUCCCCAAUGUUCCUGCCCGAAUACCCAGACGACACAAUCGGAGAACCUGCAACAAAGGUUCUAGCCUCAGAUUUAGGAGCGAUUUCUCGUGUCGACGCGGCCAUCGAGUGCCUUCCGUCUUACAUCUCGAGGAGCCAGCGUCUUGGCGACGGAUAUCCUUUCAAGUUCUGGUGUAUAAGGGAUUAUGCAGGAGCAUAUCGAUCGGGAAGAACAACUCCGAUGGAGGUAGCCGAGCGCUUUAUUCAAGCUGUAGAAGAUUCUGAAAGGCUGAGUCCUCCAAUGGCUUACAUGAUAUCCUUCGACGCGUCCGACAUACGUAAACAAGCAGCAGCAUCCGCGGAACGUUUUGCCUCAGGUUCUCCUCUAUCAAUGCUGGAUGGCGUCCUGAUCGUCGUAAAAGAUGACAUAGACUGCCUUCCGCACGAGAGCAGAGGAGGAACACAAUGGCUCCAUAAGUACAGAGAGGUGAAAACGGAUGCAGCCUGUGUUGCAAGACUGCGGGAGUGUGGAGUUAUAUUUGCAGGAAAAACAAACAUGCAUGAGCUCGGAAUGGGAACCACUGGAAAUAAUCCAUAUUCAGGAACUGCAAGGAAUCCUUAUGAUACUACGAGAUAUGCUGGAGGUUCUUCGUCAGGCUCAGCUGCCGUAGUUGCGUCUGGUUUAUGUCCGGCAUCACUGGGAACUGAUGCUGGAGGGUCCAUAAGAAUACCUUCGGGAUUGUGCGGACUGGUGGGUUUGAAGUGCACUUUUGGACGUAUAACUCUCUCUGGGCUUGUGCCGGUUGGAUGGACUCUAGAAGCGGUUGGGCCUAUCGCAGCUAAUGUAGAGGAUGCAUUGAUCGUGUAUUCAGCCAUGAUAGGGAGCGGUCCAUCUGACGUUGUUUAUUCAAAACCACCUCCUCCAUGUUUGCCGCUAUUCAAUCAUACAAGCUUCCAGCAACUAAAACUCGGAAUCUAUACCGAUUGGUUCACCGAUGUAUCUCCUCCUGAAGUAGCAACCAUCUGUAGGAUGGCUGUCGACCGAUUCUGUGAGAGAUACUCUUCUCGCAUCAAUGAGAUCGCAAUACCGGAGCUUGAGGAGUUGCGAAACGGCCAUCUUGUGACUACAGGUUCUGAAAUAUGCACAUGCUUGAAUUCAAUCUACAAAUACGGGAGGAAAAGUACCUGCCAUGAAACCCGAGUGAUUAUCGCGUUGUUUAAGCAGUUCCAGUCGAGCCUCUAUGUUUCAGCACAGCGCCUGCGGAGACGGCUGAUGUUCUACCACAUGGAAAUUUUCAGGACAGUUGAUGUGAUCGUCACUCCUACGACAGGGGUUACUGCUCCUUUUAUACCGGCAGACGCGAUCAGCACCGGGGAAACAGACCUCGCAACACACGCUGAUCUUAUGAGGUUCAUAGUUUCAGCCAACUUUUUGGGACUUCCUGCUGUUUCCGUACCAGUUGGCCACGACAAGCAGGGCCUUCCGGUUGGGCUGCAACUCAUUGGCAAGCCAUGGCAAGAAGCAACGUUGCUCCGUAUCGCUUUUGCAAUUGAGGAGCUGUGCGCCAAAGCGAGGAGAAAGCCGGCUGUCUUCUACGACAUGUUGUAAGGGUCUGUAAACUCACGGGUCUGGUUUCAGGAAGGUGUGGCAGUAGGAGAAGUUCAUUGCACUGCCUCUGGGCGCUCUCACUUAUUUCCCUGCGCCUCUCUCUCGUUAUAAGGGCGAGCGCGGACGAGCUCUUGAGGAACAUCGUGCUUUUGGUUGCUUGCUUGCUUCUCUCAGCAGCGUUGGCAUGGGCGGAGCGCGCAUCCUGGUUGUUGUAGCUUUGCUUGCCUCACUGCUGCUCCAUGUCGGACUUGUAGCGGCCGCUGUGGAUUGCAGCGCUGCGCAGCAGGCAAUGUUUCCUUGCCUCUCGGCGGCGGUGGGAGGCAAUCCACCGCCACCCUCGGUUGCCUGUUGCGCCGCCAUGAAAAGCGUGUCCAAGCUUGAGAUGUGCCAGUGCCUCGUGAAUCAAACGUCCACGGUGCCAGGCCUCAACAUGACUGCCGCCAGAAACAUCCCGGCGAACUGCAACAUCUCCGCCGCCGCCGACUGCUCCUGAUUUCACCUGCAAUGCUCUUGUGUAUGUUCCCAUAUAUUAACAAUCAAUGCUUUAAGAUACCUUGUGGA